Messenger RNA from Larimichthys crocea (large yellow croaker), 2124 nucleotides. It is a transcript of the gene kics2, whose product is annotated as KICSTOR subunit 2. NCBI's taxonomy places the organism in Eukaryota, Metazoa, Chordata, Actinopteri, Sciaenidae. Gene Ontology annotation, biological process: protein localization to lysosome; cellular response to glucose starvation; negative regulation of TORC1 signaling. Gene Ontology annotation, cellular component: KICSTOR complex. The transcript is spliced from 3 exons. The record is from RefSeq and is a predicted model, not a curated record. The coding region runs from base 527 to 1876 and encodes 449 amino acids.
UUCUUUUUGGCACUCUUGACCCUCCGUAGUGUUUACACCCGGUGCACCCAACAUGGCGCCGGGCGGUUAGCCGGUUAGCCGCAGUUUUAACAUUAAAGUCGUUUUAAGUGAAAAUUGGAGGAAAUAACUGACAAAAUUAUGACGUGUCGUGAGUUAUAAGAUGUCAGACUGUUUUUUAAAGUCUGUAAACUUUCGGUAUUUUCGUUAGAAUGACGAGUUUCUUCACCGAACCGUCACAGCGUCGCUCUGCUAGUUAGCAGCUAGUUAGCUCUGUCCGGGCUCAGCUCGCUCUCUCUGCCCGGCUGACGGUCACUCUGUCCGGGCUCAGCUCGCUCUCUCUGCCCGGCUGACGGUCACUUUGUCCGGGCUCAGCUCGCUCUCUCUGCCCGGCUGACAGUCACUCUGUCCGGGCUCAGCUCGCUCUCUCUGCCCGGCUGCCGGUCACUUUGUCCGGGCUCAGCUCGCUCUCUCUGCCCGGCUGACGGUCACUCUGUCCGGGCUCAGCUCGCUCUCUCUCUGCGGCAACAUGACGGAGGUGGAGGAGCUGCGGCCGGUCCCCCGGGAGCGAGCCAUCCUGGAGAGCUUCUUCACUCAGCUCGGCAUGUUCUCCUUCGACCGGGCCAAGGACUACGUGGAGAAGGAGAAGGACAACAGCAAGAGCGCCGGGGCCGCCGGGGCCAUCUGGGCCGCGCUGCUGGCCGCGCUGGCUCACCUGGCCGCGGCGGAGAAGGCGUACCACCACCUGACAUUCCUGGGGCAGAAAAUGGGCGGUCAGUCCUUCUUCAGCCGCAAAGACUCCAUCCGAACCAUCUACACCUCCCUGUACAACGAGCUGAGGAAGGUGGUGACCACGGGGCGCCACGGCCAGCCGGGCUCGGCGUCCUACCUGGAGGACCUGCUGUCGCACCUGUCGGAGCAGCUGUGCCACUUCACCCAGGCGCGCAUGGAGAUGGCCGACCUGUACGAGAAGAUGCACUCGCUGGGGAGCCAGAAGAGCAUCAACUCGGAGGAGCUGGUCACCACGCUGGAGGCCGUCCUGCACAAAUACAGCACCAAGUUCCACCACCCCAUCCUGGGCCGGGUGGAGGAGGGCUUCCAGACGGAGGUAGACGUGGUGACCCAGUUACUGCGCUGCCAGGCUCAGGUGUCGGAGUGGAGUUUCCUGCCGGCUCUGCUCAGCCUCCACGGCGCCAACUCCAAGCUCACCGCCUGGGGUCAGCUGUUCCAGCGGCAGAAAGAGACGCGCAAGCAUCUGUUCGGAGGUCAGUCCCAGAAGGCCGUGCAGCCUCCGCACCUGUACGUGUGGCUGCAGCGCUUCCAGGCAGCGCUCCUCGCCAAGUUCAGCUUCUACUUCCACGAAGCCCUGAGCCGGCAGACGGCGCCGGCCGACAUGAGAGCUCUGACCGCCCGCACGGCGUCCGACUACCACGGCAAGAUCAGCUCGUUCAUCCGCAAACACGACGCCAGCAACGUGUCGCUGGUGUUCGACAACCGCGGCUCGGAGAGCUUCCAAGGUCACGGCUACCACCACCCGCACUCCUACCGAGAGGCGCCGAAGGGCGUGGAGCAAUUCCCCGCCGUGGUGUCGCUGCCGUCGGGAGAGCGGCCGCUCACGCACUGGCCGAACGUUAUCAUGAUGAUGGGCGACCGCGCCGCCGAGCUCAACACUCUGGACAAGGUGGUGCACUUCUACGACGACAAAGUCCAGAGCACGUACUACCUGACGCGACCCGAGCCGCACUUCACGCUGGUGGUGAUCUUCGACGGCAGGAAGUCCGAGAAGGAUCUGCACAUCGCCGCCUUCCUGCAGGAGAUCUCCGGCUCGCUGAGAAACUCCAAACCGUUCAGCACGCUGAAGCCCGGAUCGAAGGGCUGAGAACACGCAACACGCAAUCUUCUCUCGGGAACUGUUUGUGCGGUCCAACCAAAAAAAAAAAAGAAGAAAAAGUUCCAGACCAAAGAGACGCAGCGUUUCAACCACUGUGAAUUCAUCUGACGUCAGCUGAGCCUUCUGUUUAUUUCACAUCGAUGAUUUUAAUUCAGUUAUUGUUUUAACGUGUUUAUUUUUAUUAGCUCAUAUUUACUGUGACGAUGCAAUUUGAAUAAAGCUUUGAGACGACGAAA